Molecule: messenger RNA, 3901 nt
Organism: Panicum virgatum (switchgrass)
Lineage: Eukaryota; Viridiplantae; Streptophyta; Magnoliopsida; Poales; Poaceae
Product: receptor kinase-like protein Xa21
Exons: 2
Coding region: 410-3703 (1097 amino acids)
Biological process (GO): protein phosphorylation
Molecular function (GO): ATP binding; protein kinase activity; protein binding
Source: RefSeq, a predicted model, not a curated record
AAUUCAAGCAGAAGAAAACCUAGUGAGAAGGCACCAAAUGUUUUGAUUGACUGCUAGCAAAACUGCGCUUACUUGCACAGCGAGUCGCACAUCAUGUCAUGGAUCGAGCUAACCUUAAGGCACGAAGCAUCACAACCUGCCAACAAACUCUAUAGCAAGGCACCUUCCUCACAAAUUGGUAGUUCAUAUUUUACAAGAAAACUACAACUUCUCCAAAACAAUUCAAACAGUCGCAAGUAAAAAUUAUUGAGCAGGGGCCAUACGUUUUCAUUGACUGACUUUGAAGCUAAAUCCCAAAAGCAUCCAUUCAGGCAUCUCGUUGAUUCCCCGUGUAUGCAUGGGUGACUACAAAACUGAGUGCCACUAGAGUAGUAUGGUGUAAGUAAAACAUCGCCUCAAUCAAAUAGCAAUGGCGUCCCUAGGUGUCUUCGCUCUUGUUUGGCUUCUUUCUAUCUUCACCACAUUUUCCAAUUUGUUAGCCACCUCCAAUGAUACUGAAAAUGAUCGACAAGCUCUCCUUUGCUUCAAGUCCCAGAUCUCUAGUUCAGCACAGGCUUUCGUCUCAUGGAGCAAUGCAUCGUUGGAAUUUUGCAACUGGCAUGGAGUCACUUGCAGUGCACUGUCUCCCCGUCGUGUCAUUGAGCUAAACCUUCCAUCAGAAGGAAUCACAGGCCCCAUAUCUCCUUGCCUCGCCAACCUCUCAUCUCUUGAAAAGAUCCAACUAUCAAACAAUAGCUUCCAUGGUGGCAUACCAUCCGAGUUCUGCCUCCUGCGCCAACUGAGCUACCUCAACCUCAGCAUGAACUCCUUGGAAGGUAAUAUCCCGGCUGACCUCUCUUCAUGCUCCCAGCUUCGAAUCCUAGGUUUGUGGAACAAUUCUCUCCAAGGUCAGAUCCCACCUGCCCUAAGUCAAUGCAGGCAGCUUCAAGAGAUUAACCUUAGCAACAACAAGCUCCAAGGGAGCAUCCCAUAUGCUUUUGGGAAUCUUCAUGAGCUGCAAAUACUAGAUCUUUCCAGAAAUAAUCUUGGAGGCAACAUACCGCCAGCAUUGGGCUGCAGCCUUUCUCUCACUUACGUUGAUCUAGGGAGCAAUGCUCUCACUGGGCGCAUACCAGAGUCCAUCAUGAACAGUUCAUCACUUACAGUUAUAUCCUUACAACAGAACCAACUUGUUAGUUCUAUACCACCUGUUAUUGGCAUCUCUCCCCCUGUUAAACAUCUUGAUUUAGGAGAGAAUUGUCUCUCAGGAUCAAUACCUUCCUCGAUAGGGAACCUUUCCUCCCUAGUUUCUGUUUAUCUUAAUCAAAAUAAACUAGUUGGGAGCAUACCAGAGUCCUUAGGUAAUAUUGCAACACUAGAAAUAUUGGACUUGAAUGAAAACAACUUGUCAGGGCCUGUUCCAAAAUCUCUCUUCAACAUGUCCUCCCUGACAUAUAUUGCUGUGGCCGAGAACUAUCUUAUUGGACAGUUGCCUCCGGACAUUGGCUUCAUGCUUCCAAGUAUUCGGGGGUUAAUCCUCACGGGAAACAAAUUUGAAGGCCCAAUCCCGAUUUCUCUUCUCAAUGCAUCCAACCUCCAACUGCUUGAGCUAGGUAACAACAGCUUAAGUGGGCUCAUUCCAUUGUUUGGGUCAUUACCAAAUUUAAAAGUACUUGAUCUGGGCAACAACAUGCUAGACGCUGGCGACUGGGCCUUUAUGUCUUCACUCUCAAAUUGCUCCAAACUAACGAGACUUUUAUUGGAUGGGAACAAUCUCCAAGGGAAAUUGCCAAGUUCUUUUGGCAAUCUUUCAAAAACCAUAGAGAUGCUGUGGCUAAGAAAUAACAGCAUUUCCGGGCCUAUACCACCAGAGAUAGAUAAUCUGAGGAAUCUUAAUGAGCUGUUCAUGGAUUACAAUCUUUUCAUUGGUAAUAUACCACAAAGAAUUGGAAAUUUGCACAAUUUGCGCGCUUUAUAUUUGUCACAUAACAAGCUCUCAGGCCAAAUCCCUGAUGUCACUGGCAACCUUGUUCAGCUGACUGAAUUGAAACUGGAUGGGAACAACUUGAGUGGAAGGAUACCUGAAACUAUAGGACACUGUAACCAACUCCAAGAGUUCAACGUUGCUCACAACUCACUAGAUGGGAGUAUACCAAGCAAAAUAUUCCAAAUUACUACACUCGAGUUUGACUUGUCACACAAUUACUUGUCUGGACGAAUACCAGAGGAAGUUGGCAACCUCAUCAACCUCAAAAAACUUAGCAUCUCAAAUAACUUAUUGUCAGGCAAUAUCCCAUCCAAUCUUGGCAGGUGUGUGGUUCUGGAGUAUCUUGAGAUGCAAAACAACUACUUCGCCGGAAGCAUUCCACAAUCUUUCAUGAACUUGGUAAGCAUCAAGGAUAUGGAUAUUUCUCGAAAUAAAUUGUCUGGAGAGAUCCCGGAGUUCCUCGCAUCCUUGAGUUCUCUGCAACAUCUCAAUUUAUCCUUCAACAAUUUCAAUGGAGCAGUUCCAAGAGACGGAAUUUUUGACAAUGCUGGAGCCAUGUCCAUAGAAGGGAACGAGCAUUUGUGCACAAGUGUUCCAACAGAAGGUAUGCCUCUUUGUUCAGGAUUCGCCAACAGAAGGAGACAGAAGAUCUUGGCACUGGUACUGGAGAUAGUAAUGUCAGUUGUUGCUGCAGUUAUAAUUAUUUUUUCCACUCUAACUGCCAUUCAUUGGAAGAAGAGAAUGCAAGUAAAUUCAAAUUUGCCAAAACUCAGUAAGCACAUUAAAAAGAUUUCAUAUAGAGAUAUCAUAAAUGCAACAGAAAGGUUCUCUUCUUCUAAUUUAAUUGGGUCAGGGUCAUUCGGAGUGGUUUAUAAGGGUAAUCUACAUCACCUUGAAGAUCAAGUUGCCAUCAAGAUUUUUAAACUUGACAUAUAUGGGGCGGACAGGAGCUUCUUUGCAGAAUGUGAAGCCCUAAGAAACCUCCGCCAUCGAAAUCUAGUAAAAAUAAUUACUAUAUGUUCUUCAGUGGAUUAUACAGGGUCAGCCUUUAAGGCCCUAGUGUUCCAAUACAUGUCAAAUGGGAACCUGGAUUCAUGGCUGCAUCCAACAGCCCAUGAUCGCAGGCAAAGAGAUAUUCUGACUUUAAGCCAAAGAAUCAAUAUAUCUUUGGAUGUAGCAUCUGCUUUGGAUUAUCUUCACAACCAAUGUGCAGCUCCAUUGAUACACUGCGACUUGAAGCCAAGCAAUGUUCUUUUGGACCUGAACUUGACUGCAUAUGUCAGUGACUUUGGCCUAGCAAGAUUUCUACACGUCAGAAAUUCACAAAUAGAUUGUACGUCAACUCUGGCUUGUCUCAAAGGAUCCAUCGGUUACAUACCACCAGAGUAUGGCGUGAACAAAGAGAUAUCAACUAAGGGCGAUGUUUAUAGCUUUGGAGUGCUUCUGUUAGAAAUGAUAACAGGGAGUCGCCCAACCGAUGAAAAAUUUAGUGAUGGUACAGACCUGCAUGGCUUUGUAGAAAGAGCGUUUCCAGAGAAGAUCCAUGACAUUGUUGAUCCCACGAUGCUACAAGCUGAAAUUGAUGCAGCAGAGGUCAUGAAGAACUGUGUCAUUCCACUGGUACGAAUAGGACUCUCCUGCUCCGUAGCAUCGCCAAAGGAGCGGCCUGAAAUGGGACGAGUUUACACUGAGCUCCGUAUAGUCAAGCAAAAGUUGUCAUACACCAAUGAUAACUGAAACGGAUUCACAAGAUGGGCAGCUCGUUACGAGAAAUUAUAGUCAAGCAAAAGUUGUCAUACACCAAUUCAUAACAAAUGUACUAACUGAUGCUUUAGGCUAUGCAUCUAUGCAUUUACAGUCUGUAUGGUUUCAAAUGUGCCUGCAUCUGCAGAACUAUUAUCCCUUCUAGCAUCUUCAGUUCAUGCCAUCCUGCUU